Oncorhynchus tshawytscha (Chinook salmon) is the source of this 2061-nucleotide messenger RNA. Its product is annotated as protein Wnt-4-like. Gene Ontology annotation, molecular function: cytokine activity; frizzled binding. Bases 677 to 1753 code for a protein of 358 amino acids. Gene Ontology annotation, biological process: canonical Wnt signaling pathway; cell fate commitment; multicellular organism development. Gene Ontology annotation, cellular component: extracellular region. Lineage: Eukaryota; Metazoa; Chordata; Actinopteri; Salmoniformes; Salmonidae. The transcript is spliced from 9 exons. The record is from RefSeq and is a predicted model, not a curated record.
CGGGACUGGACACACAUUCGUUUUCUUAACGAGGGGAAGCAACCAAGGGACAAACAGCAGAGAGGAAAAAUGCUUUUUUACAUAUUUACCUAUCGAAAUCUUAGGGGCUUUUUUGGAUGUUGAGUUUCCCUCACUUUUGUUCUUUGUGUUAUAAUAUUAGUCUCUUUCUCUCUCUCAAACAUUUUCUAGAGAGAGAGAGAGAGAGAGAGAGAGGGGGGGAAUCAGACAAACAAAAAGUGUCAAUUUUGAUCACUGUCUGCCAAAUCAUUCUAAAAAGUAAUUUUAUUUGGUCAAGAACCAUACUAUUUGGAUAUGACCUUUUUUAUUUUCUAAUUUAGUUGUUUUUAGACGUAUACCUGGAUCACCUUACAUGACAAUACCUUCCUAUAGGCAUGUUUCUGCCAUCACAGAGGUGGAAAUUGUUCAUCUAUAACAUUGAUACCGUUCACUGAGAAAUUUGAUUUCAUUUUCAAUCUGGUCAGACACAUUUCCAAAGAGAAAAACUACUGGACAGUGCUGGACAUGAACUGAUAUGAGGGGAUCAUCCCCAAGCUCGGAACCAGAAAGAUAGAACUAACUGACACACUGACGGACAACGAGGCUUAACCGUGGAAAAAGGCAGACUGCCGCCCAAGGACACUCACUGACCCACGGAGACGGACAGACAGACAGUCUGAUGCCAACUGUCUCCGCUGUCAAUCUCACGGCACAACUCCUCCUGCUGUUGCUAUGGGCAACCCACCCGACCAUGGCAACCAACUGGCUCUCCCUGGCGAGGAUGCCGCGCUCGCGGCCCGUGUCGGGUGCUGCCCCCUGUGGGCGGCUGAGGGGACUGUCCGUGGGGCAGGUGGGGGUGUGCAGGGCGCGGGGAGAGGUCAUGGAGUCUGUGCGCAAGGCAGCCGAGAUGGUCAUAGAGGAGUGCCAGCACCAGUUUCGUAAUCGCCGUUGGAACUGCUCCACCACCCCACGUGGAGUCAACGUGUUCGGUAGAGUCAUGAGCCAAGGCACCCGUGAGGCAGCCUUUGUGCAUGCCCUGUCCUCGGCGGCGGUGGCGGUUGCAGUGACGCGAGGCUGCAGCCGGGGGGAGCUAGAGCGGUGUGGCUGCGACAGGAAGGUCAGAGGGGUCAGUCCCGAGGGUUUCCAGUGGUCUGGGUGCAGUGAUAACCUUUCAUAUGGUGUGGCCUUCUCCCAGACCUUCGUGGAUGAGACGGAGCGUGCCAAGGGGAUGUCGGCAGGGCGACCCCUCAUGAAUGUUCAUAACAACGAGGCUGGACGGAAGGCUAUCCUCCAUAACAUGCAGGUGGAGUGUAAGUGUCAUGGUGUCUCGGGAUCCUGUGAGCUGAGGACCUGCUGGAAAGUCAUGCCCCCAUUUCGGCGCGUUGGUGCCGUGCUGAAGGAACGCUUUGAUGGAGCCACAGAGGUGCGUCUGUCCCGUAUCGGCUCCAGGACAGCCCUGCUGCCCCGGGACCCCCAGGUCAAACCUCCCGCCGCCAGGGACCUGGUGUACCUCGCUGUCUCGCCAGACUUCUGCCGUCUUGACCCCAACAAUGGGAUCCCCGGGACAGCCGGCCGACGCUGUAACGGCACCUCCCGGCUGGCCCCAGAUGGCUGUGAGCUGGUGUGUUGUGGGCCAGGGUACCGGGCAGGCCGGGCCGAGGUGGUGCAGCGCUGCUCCUGUAAGUUCUCCUGGUGCUGCUCGGUCCGCUGCCAGCAGUGCAAGAACACAGUGAUGAUCCACACCUGCCGAGAGUGAACCCAGUCUAUACAGAACCCAGAGCACUGAGCAGACACGCAAGAACCUUACACCUGUCCAGACACUCUAGAACACAGCCCAGACACUCCAGAACACUACCCAGACACAACACUGUCCAGACACUCUAGAACACAACCCAGACACUCUCGAACACUACCCAGACACAACACUGUCCAGACACUCUAGAACACAACAGUACCCAGACACUCUAGAACACAACACUACCCAGACAUUCUGGAACACUACUACAACGACCAGACAAGUGGAGGCUGCUGAGGGGAGGACGGCUCAUAAUAACGGCUGGAACA